GCCCCGCCCCCUGACCCGGAAGCGCUUUCCGGCAGGGUCAGCGCAAUGGCGGCGCCCGGCGGCUGCUGAGCGGUGGUCGGAUCCUGACAUCGGCGCCAUGAGGCUGAGCUGGGCCCGGGCACUCCCCCUGAGGCUGUGGGGGGGAUGCGGAGCCCCGAAGGCUGCUCGCCCCAUGUGCCACCGCAGCAGUGAUGCCCCAGAGCCACCAUCCGAUCACGGCCCCCAGACCACACCACGGGAUGAGGAGCGGGGGGGCCCCGCGGCCUUUGCAGCAGCACUGGCAGAACUGGAGCGGACACCAGGCCGGCGGCUGGGGCGCCUGGAGCUGGUGGCAGCUGCGCUGGCAGCUAUGCCGGCACUGGGGGUGGCCCGGCAGCGGGAUGCCUACAACCGGCUGCUGCGCCUGCUGCCCCGUGGGCCUUGGGUGCCACGGGGGCCCUUCCACCGCCUCUUUGCCCCCUUCCCGCGGCAGCAGGAGUGUGGCCUGCAGAUUCUGGAGCAGAUGGAGAGAUAUGGAGUGGUGCCGGAUGCAGAAACGCGGUUCCUGCUGCUGGCCAUCUUUGGGCCCCGCAGUCGUCCUGUGCGCAAGUGCCAGCGGAUGCUGUACUGGCUGCCACGGAUGCGCCAUGCCAACCCCUACCCGCUGCCUGCCCAAUUGCCCCCUCCUGGCCUGGCCGCUGCCUGCCUGGGACUGCGCCGCAUUGCCAAUGACCCCGACGCCCGUCUGAGUGUCUACCAGCAGCCCCAGCCAGAGCAGGGGGACAGCGAGGGCUCUGUGCAGCCCUACAUUGUCGGCAUCCAGAGUGCAGAACAGCAGGAGCUGCUGGCCCGGCACGGCCCAGAGCAUCCUGUCUUUGUGGAGGGACCGUUCCCACUGUGGCUGCGCAGCACUCGCCUGUUCUACUAUGUGCUGCGGGGAGACCCUCUCCCCCCCCAUCUGCGAGAACCUCCCCCCGACCCUGAGCGCAGCCUGUACUAUCCCCUGUACCUUGACCUGGACCUGGAGCGUGGCCCAUGGGAUGAUGAUGAGUUCGAUGUGGAUGAGGUGGAGGAGGGCCCCGUCUUUGCACUGUGCAUGGCAGGGGCUGGUGACCAGCGCACCUUGGCCAAGUGGAUCGCGGGUCUUCAGCAGACCAACCCUGUCCUUGGCCAGACGCCAGUGCUCUUCCGCCUGGGGGAUGGGGAUUCCUCUGCUGGUCCCCCUGGAGACAGGGAUGCACUGCACCUGGAGGAACCGGGGGCAGCCAAGCUGGAGCCCCCCGAGGUGGCGUGGAGCCGCCAGGCACAGGGAGAGGGAUGAGGGGGCCUGAGGGCAUGGUGGGGGGCAGUUUGUGUGCCUCCUUCCCGGGUUGUGGGUCAAUAAACGGAGGUGGUGUGGACGAAGA
Molecule: messenger RNA, 1385 nt
Organism: Numida meleagris (helmeted guineafowl)
Lineage: Eukaryota; Metazoa; Chordata; Aves; Galliformes; Numididae
Gene: ECSIT
Product: ECSIT signalling integrator
Exons: 7
Coding region: 98-1300 (400 amino acids)
Cellular component (GO): mitochondrion
Source: RefSeq, a predicted model, not a curated record